Messenger RNA from Rotaria sordida, 756 nucleotides. The record is from the annotation of a GenBank genome assembly. Lineage: Eukaryota; Metazoa; Rotifera; Eurotatoria; Philodinida; Philodinidae.
AAUAUAAAUAGAACAUCUUUUGUACAACGACAUGAACCAUAUCCACCUAAUGUACCUAUAUCGGAAGAUAGUCGACGUCAUCGUCGUCAUCGUUUAAAUGAACAAACACAACAAUCUUCAAAACAUGUCUUUCAAUCGUCGAACAAUAUGGAUGAUUCUAUAAUACAUUUUAAUAAUCGAAAUCAACAAAAUAAAUAUUCAGAAAAUGAAUCGAAUAACUCACAAAUUAAUCUUUAUAAUUCAGAUAUAUCGGUGCGUCGAAAGAGUAUUUUUCAUUCAUUAAAACUAAAAAAAGAUAAAAUUCCUUUAUCACGUCCAUCAAGUGUUGAUAUUGGUAACGUUGUUGAUCAAAAACAAAAUCGAAAAAAUCGACUAUUAUCGAGUGGAACACUUCGACCAGCAAAAUCAUUGCUGAAUCUUCUAACAGGUGGUAAUUCAUCAUCAGGAAAACAUGAUCAAUCAUCAAAUCGAAAGCAAGAUUCUUCUCCUACUACAACUAUAAAUAAUAAUAGAAGACGACCAUCAAUAAAUAGUCGAUCACCAAGUAGAGAAAAUGAAAGAAUACCAACAUUGAACAAUAAUCAAUAUCGAAAUAGAAAACAACCAUGUAUGUGGAAUUUAGAUUUUACUCCAUAUAAUUCACCAUUAAUAAGAAUUAAAUGUUUUUAUCGAUUUUUACCAGUUUUUGGUACUGGACUAAAUCCGGAUACAAUGCUAAAAGAAGUCAAUUAUUCAUGCUUUGGACGGAUCGGUUAA